Messenger RNA from Paralichthys olivaceus (Japanese flounder), 1445 nucleotides. Its product is annotated as parathyroid hormone-related protein-like. Gene Ontology annotation, molecular function: hormone activity. Gene Ontology annotation, cellular component: extracellular region. The record is from RefSeq and is a predicted model, not a curated record. NCBI's taxonomy places the organism in Eukaryota, Metazoa, Chordata, Actinopteri, Pleuronectiformes, Paralichthyidae. Gene Ontology annotation, biological process: bone mineralization.
GCUGUCUUCACACCAAUGGAUCUGGACACAAGUUUUGAACUGGCCAAAUUGCAUUUGGCUGGGUAAUUUUUCUGAAUGGUUUGUAAAUUGAUUUUUGCAUCAAGAUCAUCUCCAAAGAGCGCGCAGACUGAGCUUUUAGUGGAUUUUCACUGCACCAAUUUACAUCAUCUCUUUGGCUUAAGGAUGUGCUCCAUAGUCCUGCUUCAUCAGUGGAGUCUGGCUGUGUUCUUGCUGUGCUCCCCAGUGACUCUUGAUGGGAGACCAGUUGAUGCACUUAGUAGCAGAACGAGGAGAUCAGUGAGUCACGCCCAGCUGAUGCAUGACAAGGGCCGAUCCUUGCAGGAGUUCAAGCGUCAAAUGUGGCUGCAGGAGCUGCUGGAGGAGGUGCACACGGCCGAUGAGCAAGCACCGCCUGUGCAAAGUAGAACACCGAGCCAAACCUUCAGUGGGAAUGCUCUACACCAAAAGCCCCCAGGGGCCACCAAAAACCUACCUGACAGAUUCAGGCUGGACAAAGAGGGCCCAAACUUGCCCCAGGAGACCAACAAGGAACUGGCUUAUAAGGACCAGCCACUAAAAGUGGCCACAAAGCGGAAAAAAAAGGUGAGGUUAGGCCGGCGCAGGGAGAAUGACAAGAGGCGGAGACGCGCACGGUCUACCACAGUCACAACAAAGGAACCAUGAAGGAUGCGGUACCUUGGUUCAGAGACUCCUACUAGCCUUUAUAUGGUACUGCACUAAGAUACUGACACUACUCCAGCUGGACUGAGGUCUGACAGACUGGAACCACAGCGGACUCCAUCACAGUCAUAUAAGGGGCCCGGGGCUGUGCUUUUAUGAUAAUAUUGCUAUCUGUGUACCAUUUUAAAGCAAUCUCAUCUCAUACAGCCUGGAGUUUCAUCAUCACAUCUUCUUAGGUCCAUAUUUAUUUGGAUAAUUUUCACGCCUCUUUCACCCUGAUUAAAUCCAAAACAAAGCACACAGUAUGUUAUAAUCUCUAAAGAGUGUGCACAGGUAGAGCAUAGAAGGAAGUAUUUAUUGCCUGAAUAUAAUGUAACUUCAAACAUCUGGAUGCUGAGUGGUCUACUUUAGUUUGGCUCUGUUGACUAUCAUGGACUUACAGUUGCAAACUGUUCAUUUAAUACAUCUGUUUGAACUGUUCUGACAUAAUUUAUUUCACUUUGAAAGUGUGUAUUUAUUUUGUGAAUGUAUCAUGGUGCUGCUGACUAAAUUCCAUAAUGCACUUUAGUUAUAUCCUGUAAAUGUUCUUUUGUGGUUGCGUUUUAAUUUGAUGUUUCUGUUUUGAUGGACGUGCUUUCCUCUCCCACCCUAAAUCCCUCAUGGACUUGUAACUUAUUGGAUGCUUCAUCAAACCCAUUCUCAUCAUUCUGCAUCAUAGUUUAUAUUUUUAUAGAAUUAGCCGCAGUCAGGGACCGUCAGAUUCA